AUGUUUGAAUGUGUGUGUGUGUGUGUGUGUGUGUGUCGGCCUGACAGAUAAAGCACAGCGAUCAGACCUCCCCGUCAGUCCUGUCAGAUCACAGCUUCUUCUCCCCCUUCACUUGCAGUGCAGUCCCCAGAGAUGAGGCUCUGUGUCUGGGCUGGAGCUCGGUGUCUCCUGCCCGUCCUGACCGUCUUGACCGUCCUGACCGUCCUCCACGUGAAGGCAGACCAGCAGCAGCAACAACCCAGGGAGAGACACUACUACAUCGCUGCCGUGGAGAUAGACUGGAAAUACUCACGAGACAAUGAGGACACUCACGGGUCUGGUCCCACCUAUAAGAAAGUGGUCUUUCGGGAGUAUGAGAAAGACUUCAGCCAGCCGAAGACUCAUCCCUCCUGGUUAGGUCUGCUCGGGCCCACGCUGAGGGCCGCGGAGGGGGAGACCAUCGUCGUCACGUUCAGGAACAUGGCGACCGGCGUGCAUAGCAUUCACCCGCACGGCGUCGCCUACGGGAAGCAGUCGGAGGGGGCCAACUACUUCGACAACACGUCGCAGAAGGAGAAGGAGGACGACGUGGUGCAUCCCGACGGUGAACACGUCUACUCCUGGGAGGUGACGUCGGACGUCUCCCCGCAGCAGGCCGACCCCACCUGUCUCACCUACACCUACAUCUCCCACCGACACGUCGUGGAGGACUACAACUCGGGCCUCGUCGGCGCUCUGCUCAUCUGCAAGCCUGGCAGCCUGGACGAGUCAGGGAAUCAGAUUGACGUCAGCCAGGAGUACGUGUUCCUCUUUGGGGUUUUCGAUGAGAAAGAGAGCAAGUACAAGCCCAACGGCGACGCCCCAGACGACCACGUCAAGUACACCAUCAACGGAUACACGGCGGGAUCCCUGCCUGAUGUGAGCGUGUGCGCUCACGCCUCCGUGAGUCUGCAUCUGGCGGGCAUGAGCUCGGAGCCCGAGGUUUUCUCGGUGCACAUCAACGGCCAGGUGCUGCAGCAGAACGGGCACAAGGUGUCGUCCGUGGGCCUGAUCAGUGGCUCCACCGCCACCGCCCGCGUGGUGGCCGUCCACCCGGGCCGCUGGCUGCUGUCGUCACACACCAGCAAGCACGUUGAAGCUGGCAUGCACGGUUUCGUGGACGUGAAGACGUGCGACGGCUUCAGCACGCCCCCUCGACGGAUGACUAUCGCACAAAAGAAAGAGAGCAGGGAGUGGAUAUACUACAUAGCCGCCGAGGAAACUGUCUGGGACUAUGCACCCAACACGCAACAACAUGUGGAUGAGGACUUCAAGCUCCAGUACUUGAAACAGUCCCCGACUCGCGUAGGUCAGAAGUACAAGAAGGCCGUGUACACGCUGUACAACAACGCGUCAUUCACUGAGAGGACGGAGUCCAAGCAGAGGAAGGACGAGCUCGGGAUCCUGGGCCCGGUGAUCCGAGCGCAAAUCAGAGACGUUAUCAAGAUCGUUUUCAAGAACAUGGCGUCCAGGCCCUACAGCAUCUAUCCACAUGGACUGACCAUACUGAAGUCAGAGGAGGGAUUCAACUACCCCGAAGGAGGCAACCAGUCUCACGGCGUUCAGCCGGGUGAGACGCACACCUACGUGUGGCGGGUGGGGGAGGAGGACGAGCCGUUGCAGGGAGACUCCCGCUGCCUGACGCGGAUGUACCACAGCGCAGUGGACGCGCCGCGCGACAUCGCCUCGGGGCUGAUCGGACCGAUCCUCAUCUGCAAGAGUCAGUCCCUCAAUGUCAGGAACGUGCAGCUGAAAGCAGACAAGGAGCAGCACGCCAUUUUUGCAGUGUUUGAUGAAAACAAGAGCUGGUACCUGGAUUACAACAUUGGCCACUACUGUGAUCGGACCAAAGUCAACAAGGCAGACGAAGACUUUUACAAGUCCAAUGUCAUGCACACGAUUAAUGGUUAUACCUUUGAGAGUGGCCCAGUCUUGGGCUUCUGCAAUGGUGAGAUUGCGACAUGGCACGUGUCGAGCAUGGGAGCGCAGGACUACAUCCAGACGGCGACGUUCUACGGCCACACAUUCGAGUUGAACGAGCGGACGGAGGACUUUCUCAGCCUCUACCCCAUGACCGGAGAAACCAUCACUAUGCACCUGGACAACGUUGGUGUCUGGCUCCUGGUUUCCCUGAAUUCCCAUGAAACGACCAAAGGAAUGCGUGUGAAGUUCAAUGAUGUUGAGUGCUACCGCGACCACCAGUAUGAGUACAGUGACUAUGACAAUACAGAGAUAACCAAAGAAUUUACUGUGUGGACUCCUCAGAAGAUGGAUGAUAUCAAGAAGGAAGCAGAGAAGUCAGAACCCUCAAAAAUCACCCAAGGGGAGACAGACAUUUACACAGAUAUGUUUGCAGACGAAUUAGGCCUCAGGUCUUUGAAGAACCAGUCUACGGGCGCAGACGUGGAAAAGCUGGACCUUUCUUUCCUCGACUAUGACGCUAUUGACGUGCCUGACGGAGAUACGAAUUUCACCGUCAAUCUCAAGAGGACAAAGAAUAAAAAUGAGACCUCUAUUCCAAAGACAACUGCAAUGAAUAAGACAUUACCUUCAGUUUGGAAAGACGCUGAUGGAGUAAACCUUACAGUGGUUCAUUUGCUGAACCACAGCCUCAGUGAGAAUACAACACACAUACAAAACAUAAGUACAGCAUCAAAUUCAAAAAAAUUCUCCAUGCUGAAGACAGACAACACAACCGUCAUUUACAGUCCAAACGUAUUAGAAAAGAAUGACAGUAUAACUAUAAAUGGCAGCGUUUCUCGAGUUGUCUCACAUCUUGAUAAUAAGACUGCGUCUGACACAAAGAACCCAACGGUCCACAAUGCUACGGCACAAUCAGUUGCUGGAAAUGUUUCCACAGAGAUUACCAAUUUUACGGUAACUGAACAAAAAAAUACCAAUCUUUUGGUAACAGUACAAGAAACUACCAAUCUUACAGUAACAGUACAAGAACCUACAGAACCUACUAAUCUACCAGCAACAGGAGAAGAACUUACUGAACAUUCUAAUCUUAUAGCAACAGUACAAGAUCCUUCUAAUCUUACUGUAACAGUACAAGAACCUACUACUCUUACGACAGUACAAGAAACUACUAAUCUUACUGCAACAGUACAAAAACCUACUACUCUUACGACAGUACAAGAAACUUCUAAUCUUACGGUAACAUUACCUGGAAAUGCAAAUUCCCUCUUGAAGACUGAAAGAAUUAACGUAACCCUGACUGGUGACAACCAGACGUCCGUGGGCACAAUCUUGGAAGACGACUCGGAGAAAAGACUCACCAGAGGUGAUGUGUUCUCUUACUCUGUGCCCCUGUCCAAUUCCAGGACAAACAGUCCCCACAGUGCACCAGAGGGCAAUAUGUCUGCCACCACUCCAUCACAAAGGGAAGAUGAGAAUAAUACAGCAACUCGCCAUGCAGAUGCAUCAAACCAUUCAUUGUCCAGUCCAGAUGUUGGAGAGGUUAACAUUAGCAGCACAGGCAGAUACAACCUGACCAACACAAACAAAACCAGUGAUGCCGACUCUUUGAGCACUGUAACCGACCUGGAGUACGGACCACAAAAUGUCACACUAGAGAUCAAAUAUACAAAUAUAACCAGAUCAAAUGUAUCAGGGGAGAUUAGAUCAGAGAGUAAUGUGAACAUCACAGCUCUUCCUGGUGAGUUGAACCACACAUCUUCUGCAGAAAUUUUCUCCAACGAGACUUUGGAUUUUGACAACCUGUCCCCCUCCAGCGGCAGAGUAACCAUGGGAGCUUCUGAGGAGCUUGGUGCCUUGGAGAGCAAUGAAGAAGUGCUUAUCUACCUCAGAGAAAACAACACAGAGGUGAUAAAAACCACCUCUGUUAAAAUACAGGGCCACAACUGGACAUAUGAGGGAACCCACCAAGUGAUACCCAUGGAGAUCCCUGACCACAUGAUUAAAUAUUUUGAGACCCCUCAAACAACGCCAGCUCCAAAAAAGAAGAUAAAGAUGGUGAGCCUCCGUCAGAGGCCCAAGAAGGGAGAAGGCAUGAAAACAAAAAGGAAGAAGGUGUACAAGCCUCUGGCCAGGAGCGGUUUACCGUUCUCUCCUCGUGGAUUCCAUCCGGGCAUGACACCACGCGGGGCACGACCCAGUGCGCCACAACCUUACUCCAAUGAGGAGGACCUCAUUAACAUGCCGGUGGUCAUCGGAGUUCCCCGGCCUGAUUUCAGUAACUAUGAGCUGUAUGUUCCUGGGGAUGAACCAGAUCAUCUGGGUUAUGAGCAAGACGUGAAAGCAGAUGAAUAUGAGUAUGUGACCUACAAAGACCCCUACAGCAGUCACGAAGACUUCAAGAAUAUCAACCUGGACGACAGCACCAAAUACUACUUAAAAUUCUCAGGCCCAAACGUAAAGACUUACUUCAUCUCUGCAGAGGAGGUUGAGUGGGACUACAGUGGCUACGGACAGAGGAGGCAAGACAGAGUACAACAAAACAGUCGGAAAACAACGUUCGUCAAGGUGAUUUUCAGGAGUUACAUCGACAGUAGCUUCAGCACACCCGACAUCCGCGGGGAGAUGGAUGAGCAUCUCGGCAUCCUGGGACCGGUCAUCAAGGCAGAGGUUGGACAAAGCAUCAUGGUGGUGUUCAGGAACAAUGCUAACCGGCCUUACUCCAUCCACCCGAAUGGGGUUUCCUACACCAAGCAGACAGAGGGUCUGUCCUACGAGGAUGGCUCCAAGUACUGGUACAAGUAUGACAACGAGGUCCAACCCAAUACCACCUUCACAUAUUUAUGGAAGGUUCCUUCGAUGGUUGGGCCAAUGCCAGAUGAGUCGCACUGUAGGACCUGGGCCUACUACUCUGGUGUCAAUCCUGAAAAGGACAUCCACACUGGCCUGAUUGGGCCUCUGCUGGUGUGUCGAGAGGGCACCCUGAACGAGAACGUACCUGACAUGAGGGAGUUCAUGCUGCUAUUCAUGACCUUUGAUGAGUCGCAGAGCUGGUACUUCGAGAAGAACCAAGAGAUGAUGCAGAGGAAAAGCCGAAGGAGACUCAUUGACCCCAACUUCAAGGAGAACCUCAAGUUCCAUUCCAUCAACGGCAUCAUAUACAACCUGAAGGGCCUGAGGAUGUACACCAACCAGCUUGUGCGCUGGCACCUGAUCAACAUGGGCUCUCCCAAAGACUUUCAGAGUGUCCACUUCCACGGCCAGACGUUUCUCCACAAGAAGAUCACCAGCUACAGACAGGCUGUCUACCCACUGCUGCCUGGGGGCUUUGCUACUCUGGAGAUGUAUCUGUCCAAACCUGGCCUGUGGCAGCUCGAGACGGAAAUUGGUUUCAACCAGCAGAAGGGCAUGCAGACCCUUUUCCUGGUUCUGGAUAACGACUGCUACCGGCCCCUGGGCCUCCAAUCGGGCAGCGUGAAAGACAACCAGAUCACAGCGAUCAACACCAGAGGAUACUGGGAGCCUAAUCUCGCCAGGUUGAACAAUCAGGGUAAAUACAACGCGUGGAGCACAGAGCAGAACAACAGCUGGAUUCAGGUGGACUUCCAGCGGCCAGUAGUGAUCAGCCAGGUGGCCACCCAGGGAGCCAAGCAGAUGUUCCAGUCCCAGUACGUGCUCAAGUUCUCCAUCUCCUACAGCACCGACCGCCGGAAAUGGAUCUUCUAUAAGGGCGACAGCAGGGACCUCAGGAAGGUGUUCCUUGGGAACCAGGAAGCCUACGGGACACAGAGAAACACCUUCUUUCCUCCUGUGGUUGGACGGUUCAUCAGGCUCCACCCCCUCCACUGGUACAACAAGGCCACUGUUCGCAUGGAGUUCUACGGCUGUGAGCUCGACGGUUGCUCGAUGCCUCUGGGAUUAGAGAGCGGGGUCAUAGAGGACCGUCGCAUCACCGCCAGCUCCGAGGCCUCCAACUGGUACUCGGGACCCUGGAGACCGUCCCUCGCACGUCUCAACAGACAGGGCGCCGUCAACGCAUGGCAAGCUAAGUACAACGACAUGAGCGAGUGGCUCCAGGUGGAGCUGCCGCAUGUGAAGAAGAUCACAGGUAUAAUAACCCAGGGGGCCAAGUCCCUGGGGAAAGAGAUGUACGUCACGUCGUACGCGCUGCAGUACAGCGACAACGGGAUCCACUGGAACCAGUACACGGAUGACGAGGAGGAAGUCGCCCUCAAGACCUUCUCUGGAAAUACUGACAACAACGGCCACAUGAAGAACUACAUCUACCCUCCCAUCUUCUCACGCUUCAUCCGCAUCCUCCCCAGAAGAUGGACGGGCUCCAUCACCAUGAGGGUGGAGCUGCUGGGCUGCGACUUUGAGUGAUUCACUCGCUGAAUCGUGCCACAAUAAACACACACAUGCGAACUGAA
Messenger RNA from Scophthalmus maximus (turbot), 6368 nucleotides. It is a transcript of the gene f5, whose product is annotated as coagulation factor V. The transcript is spliced from 25 exons. Bases 133 to 6321 code for a protein of 2062 amino acids. NCBI's taxonomy places the organism in Eukaryota, Metazoa, Chordata, Actinopteri, Pleuronectiformes, Scophthalmidae. The record is from RefSeq and is a predicted model, not a curated record. Gene Ontology annotation, molecular function: oxidoreductase activity; copper ion binding.